This is a messenger RNA of Benincasa hispida (wax gourd), 2786 nucleotides long. RefSeq names its product Proline-rich spliceosome-associated (PSP) family protein / zinc knuckle (CCHC-type) family protein. NCBI's taxonomy places the organism in Eukaryota, Viridiplantae, Streptophyta, Magnoliopsida, Cucurbitales, Cucurbitaceae. Gene Ontology annotation, cellular component: catalytic step 2 spliceosome. The record is from RefSeq and is a predicted model, not a curated record. Gene Ontology annotation, biological process: RNA processing. Gene Ontology annotation, molecular function: zinc ion binding; RNA binding.
GAAAAGAAGAAGAAGAAUGAAGAAUCUGAAUCGUACGGCAAGCACUCAUCCAUCUACUACGCCGCCCAGAUCAUCAUUUGACCUCACUCGCUCCUCGUCAUUGCUCUGUCUGAUCUUUUCCCAAUUCCGGCUCCGACAGAUCUCUCCUUCACUCGGACUUUCCCUUCUUCCGCUUCCCCUUUUUUCCAAUUCAGGCUCCCAAUUUUACUGACGGUGAUUUCUACCUGGUAUGCUGUUUAUUCCUGCAGAUCAAAUUUACAGUUGCUGAGUGGACUUUUUGCUACAGAAUUGUCCAUUUUAUCUCCACUUGAUGGGGACCGAGGAUUUCAUUGCAUUGCCAGCUUCUGGUGAUUCUGGAAAUGAAACUGAAAGUAAUGAGUCUCUUAGUUUUCAUGAAACAAGAGAUUCUCAAUCAAGUGUUUUGAAGUGCAAGGACGAUGAUGCAAGCACGGAGAAGGUUGAGCUUGCAGAUGAUGUACCGUCGGAAGAUAUGCAUUCCAUACCUCAAUCUGACCUUAUUGAUGAAACACAACGUUCUGAUUCAGAUAUGGAAAUUGAAGAUUUGAAUAACCUCCCAGAUUUUAAUAAGACUAGAAGUAGAAGUGAGAAUAAUAAAAUACUGAGUGAAGCUGAGUACCUGCCAGUCAACUCUGCAGAUGAGAAUAUACUACCAAGCAGUGAGCCCUUGCAGCAGAAUGAGCUUCAUACGAGAUAUGAAGAUGUUUGUCAUGUUGAAAGCAGAAAUUUUCAGAAGGAUUUGGUUGAUAAUUCAUCCUUCUUGAAAACUGGUUGUCAAUUGACUGUAACGAAUGGAGUUUCAAUUGAGUUCAACAGAUUAAACUCUGGAGUUCCCAUUGAGAAUGGUUUGGCCUCAUCCCAUCAACAUGGAGGCCCCAGUAAGAUUCACAAGAGUGAUGCAAUAUCAGGUGUUAAAAGACCAAGGAUGGCCAUGGAUGAGCAACAACCUUCAGUGCACAUCGUGUAUACUUCUUUAACAAGAGAUAGUAAACAAAAGCUUGAUGAAUUAUUAAAGCAGUGGUCUGAAUGGCAUGCUCAACGUGGUUCUCUAUCACAUGAUGAUAAAGACUCUGAAAACCUAGAAUCUGGAGAAGAGACCUUCUUCCCUGCUCUCUGUGUCGGCACAAAGAAGACUUCAGCAGUGACUUUCUGGAUUGACAACCAAAGAAGUGAACAGCAGCAGAAUUUUGUUCCUAUAGAUGAUAAUUCUGUGCCACUAUAUGAUCGGGGAUUCACUUUGGGAUUGACUUCAGCCAGUGAUUCGAGUAAUGUGGAAGGAGGCCAGAAGAUAAUUGAUGAUGCUAGCCGUUGUUUCAAUUGUGGUUCUUAUAAUCAUUCCUUAAAGGAUUGUCGAAAGCCUCGAGAUAAUGCUGCUGUUAAUAAUGCUCGCAACAAGUAUAAAAAACAGCAUAGUUCUGGCUCCCGCAAUUCAACUCGAUAUUAUCAGAAUUCUCGUGGAGGGAAAUAUGAUGAUUUGAGGCCAGGAGCUCUUGAUCCUGAAACACGGCAACUGUUAGGUCUCAAGGAGCUUGAUCCGCCCCCUUGGCUUAACAGAAUGCGAGAGUUGGGAUACCCACCGGGAUAUUUAGAUCCGGAAGAUGAGGAUCAGCCAUCAGGGAUUACUAUAUAUGCUGAUGAGAAGACCGAUGAACAAGAAGAUGGGGAAAUUACUGAGGCAGAGUACCGUAAACCAAGAAAGAAAAUGAGUGUCGGAUUCCCUGGCAUAAAUGCUCCCAUCCCAGAAAAUGCAGAUGAAAGACUCUGGGCCCCCGAACCUUCGAGUCCAGGUCUCCCUCGAAAUCGGUCGAACCAGCGCUUGAACCAUUACACAGAAUAUGAUGCAAGAGGAAAUGAUCACCAUCAACAACGAUGGUCCCGGGAUUACAGAGACGACAGACCACCCGGUGUUGACUCGGUAAAAAGUCCUCCCACAUUCACUCCAAGAUAUGGUAGUCAUGAUUUUAGUUAUGACUCUCAAACUCCAAGAGGUAAUUUUUCAACAUCAAGGAGCCCUAAUUUGGGGAGGCCCCAUUCAGAUAGAGGUAGAAGAAGCCCACUGCUUGAUGAUGAUUACUCAAGAUAUGGCUCUUCUUACAGUUCUUCCCUGUUUUCACCACCAAGAAGACGCUAAUAUUUGGAGAUUAACAGCCUUUGUAGAAACAAAAACAUUCUGAAUGAGUUGAGGCUGUGAAAUAAUAUUUAUUUCAAAGCUGGUGAAGAAUAUUAUUAACUUUGCAGAUGACGGACGAGAGAUAGAAGCCUCUGUAUAAAAGAAUCAUAGUUUGGUGUAUCUGAAUUAUUAGUUGAUGAAUUUGCACCUUCUGUUGUAUAUUAUGAGUUAUUCACUUUAGAAGUUUUUCAGCAGUAGAGCUAAGAGAUCAGUGAAUAUUUUAGAGUGAUUCUUGAGUUCGAGUCGAAGAAGCAAGGUCGCUCAAUCAUUAUUAAGGAAUUUGAUUGACUGGCUGAACAAUACGUCAGAUCAGAAGAAAAUGUUGUUUGUAUGACUAAUAUGAUUUUAGGUCAAGGAAAACACUAGGAUUGUUUAUUUCAUUGGGAAAAAAAAGAGUGGAUUUUUGUAUAAUCAAAAGAAUAAUUUGUAGUAUCAUUUAUCUUAUUUUGUUGUUUUCAGGUGGAUCUUCAAUUAUCCUGUCAGGGGUUCUUGAUGAAGCAACUCAUCAUCAGCGAGGCACAAAUGGGAGAAAAGUCGAUCAUCAGGACAAGAGUAUAAUUGUUUUGGUUUCAGUAUUAACUCUUCCUAUUUUAAGAAA